AAGCUGGCGAGGUCGAGCCCCGCCUAGUGCUUCCUGACUUUGCUCCCUGAACACUCGGAGGUGGCGGUGGAUCUGACUCCUUCCAGCCAGUGAGGAUCCAGCAACCUGUUCCGUGCCUCCCGCGCCUGUUGGUUGGAAGUGACGACCUUGAAGAUCCGCCGGUUGGAAUUGACGACCUUGAAGAUCGGCGGGCGCAGCGGGGCCGAGGGGGCGGGUCUGGCGCUAGGUCCCGCCCCUGCGUGCCGGGAACCCCAGAGGAGGUCGCAGUUCAGCCCAGCUGAGGCCUGUUUGCAGAAUCCACACCAACCAGCAUCAUGUCCAUGACACUGGGGUACUGGGACAUCCGCGGGCUGGCCCAUGCCAUCCGCCUGCUCCUGGAAUACACAGACUCAAGCUACGAGGAAAAGAAGUACACGAUGGGGGACGCUCCUGACUAUGACAGAAGCCAGUGGCUGAAUGAAAAAUUCAAGCUGGGCCUGGACUUUCCCAAUCUGCCCUACUUGAUUGAUGGGGCUCACAAGAUCACCCAGAGCAACGCCAUCCUGCGCUACAUUGCCCGCAAGCACAAUCUGUGUGGGGAGACAGAAGAGGAGAAGAUUCGUGUGGACAUUUUGGAGAACCAGGCUAUGGACGUCUCCAAUCAGCUGGCCAGAGUCUGCUACAGCCCUGACUUUGAGAAACUGAAGCCAGAAUACUUGGAGGGACUUCCUACAAUGGUGCAGCACUUCUCACAGUUCCUGGGGAAGAGGCCAUGGUUUGUUGGAGACAAGAUCACCUUUGUAGAUUUCCUUGCCUAUGAUGUCCUUGACCUCCACCGUAUAUUUGAGCCCAAGUGCUUGGACGCCUUUCCAAAUCUGAAGGACUUCAUCUCCCGCUUUGAGGGCUUGGAGAAGAUCUCUGCCUACAUGAAGUCCAGCCGCUUCCUCCCAAAACCUCUGUACACAAGGGUGGCUGUCUGGGGCAACAAGUAAUGCCUUGAAGGCCAGGAGGUGGGAAUGAGGAGCCCAUACUCAGCCUGCUGCCCAGACUGUGCAGCUCAGCUGGACUCUGCAUCCCAGCACCUGCCUCCUCGUUCCUUUCUCCUGUUUAUUCCCAUCUUUACCCCCAAGACUUCAUUGUCCCUCUUCACUUCCCCUAAAUCCCUGUCCCAUGCAGGCCCUUUGAAGCCUCAGCUACCCACUUACCUUCAUGAACAUUCCCCUCCCAACAUUACCCUUCCCUGCACUAAAGCCAGCCUGACCUUCCUUCCUGUUAGUGGUUGUGUCUGCUUUGAAGGGCCUGCCUGGCCCCUUGCCUGUAGAGCUCAGCCCCGAGCUGUCCCCGUGUUGCAUGAAAGAGCAGCAUUGACUGGUUUACAGGCCCUGCUCCUGCAGCAUGGCCCCUGCCUUAGGCCUACCUGAUCAAAAUAAAGCCUCAGCCACA
Molecule: messenger RNA, 1422 nt
Organism: Nomascus leucogenys (northern white-cheeked gibbon)
Lineage: Eukaryota; Metazoa; Chordata; Mammalia; Primates; Hylobatidae
Gene: GSTM4
Product: glutathione S-transferase mu 4
Biological process (GO): glutathione metabolic process
Molecular function (GO): glutathione transferase activity
Source: RefSeq, a predicted model, not a curated record